Spirodela intermedia is the source of this 7357-nucleotide messenger RNA. The record is from the annotation of a GenBank genome assembly. NCBI's taxonomy places the organism in Eukaryota, Viridiplantae, Streptophyta, Magnoliopsida, Alismatales, Araceae.
AUGGAGUAUGUAAAGCUGAGUGGAUUUCGAUUAGAUGGUCGGCGUCCCACUGAAGUAGGCAUUGCAAAUAUUUCACUUUGAAGGAGUUUCCUAUUUAUGAUUAUUAUUUUUAUUUCAUCCUUUUGAGCCUUGAUUUUAUAAAUCUGCAGAUGAGGCAUAUCCAUGCUGAAGUUGGUGCUGUUGCCAACGCUGAUGGGUACUCCCUCUCACAUCAGUAGUAUACAUAGAUGGUUGGUUACGUUAGUCUGGAAAAGAGUCAUGAUUUUUUUGUUUUCUUGCUUGACAAAAAUGUAGGUCUGCUAGUUUUGAAAUGGGAAACACCAAGGUCAUCGCUGCUGUGUAUGGGCCUAAGGAGGUUGGAUUUGGAGCUUUUGCUUUCUCCUUGAUCUUCUAUGUUUCUCUUUUAGCUUUUAUUUAUUUUAUGUUAUUUAAUUAUUUUUAUGAUCUUACUUUUUAUUAUAUUCUAUUUAUUUUUAUUUGUAUGAUUCAAUAGGAUAAGAUAUGGAUUACGUCCAAAACAUAUUAAACUUUCUUACGGUGCCUGUAAGUAUUUCUUAAUUGUUUCGUUGCUCAUCCCACUUUCUGCAAAUUACCUAAAAGAAACAAUCAACAUGUUUUAAAAUUUUCUCAUUGUCCUUUGUGCUAUUAGAGAGUGAGGAACAUUUAUGUGGGACACGACAUGCAUGUGACUGACUUUAAGAGAAAUGUCGAUUUUAAUGAUGGUUGUCCAACCAAUCAAUAUCCUCAUUGAGUAGUCAUAGUAGGUUUAUGUUUGUAUUUAGUAUUACUUGCAGGGUGACUUGCGUUCAAAACUAGACUUAGAUUGUAGGAAGUAUGGAAUUUUUUUCUAACUAAAGUAAUUCUUUAUGCUAUAUUAAGGGUAAGCUAGAACAGGGGAUAAGGAGGUAGGGCCAGUGGGGACCUAGAAACGAGUAUAGCCAUCAAUAAAAGAUGUUUGAUAGCAAAUUUGGUGAAAGGUUCAGAAUAGGAUCCACAAUGAUUGUACUUUGACCCCAUGAAGAGAAACUUGUAGCUGCCAUUCUUGGCGCAGACAGCCAGGUAACUAUACUCUUCUUGAAGGUUUAGAGAUCCCACACAUCUUAAAGGAUGCUGGGAAUCAAAUAAGACGAAGUAACGCUCAGCUUCACACAUUGGGCCCCUGGUUUCACAUUGGAGGACCUUCACGACCCUCCUUGAGAAAGAGCUAAGAGCAACAUUUUCAUUCAAAAGACUUUUAUGCUUUUUUAGGCCUCAACUUUUAGUCUUCUAUUCAGAGGAGCAACAUGAGGCCUUUUUGAAGGAGCAGAACGCUCUUAGAUCUGGCCUAGGAAUCGCAACAGCUCCCAUAAAAAAUGGGUUUGAAUUUCGACCCUAAAUGGUUCGAAAAAUAGUCAAAACCGUUGGGAUACUGUAAGGUCUUUAAUAGGCCGUAAACACUUCUAGAAAUGGCCAAUCAGAGAUUAACUUGGACUUAAUGACCUACGAAAAUCAGCAAAAUAAAUUCCUAUUAUAUUAUUCACCAAGUCCAGCCACGACCUCCUUCAAGAAUUGGCGUUGACCGGUGCAUGGUUGACUCUCAUGUCCUCAUUAAAAAUGUUACUAAACAACAACGAACAUGGAUUUGUUUGGAAGAAAUCUUUGGGGGACUGGGGACUUCGCUAUCGUCUUCACGUGUUUCAUUGAGAGAGUCUCAACGGAAAACCAUUGGACCUAAUUAGUGACAGUUUCCUUUUCCAUGACGUUUUUGGUUGUAUGAAAGUUUAUAAUGACUAGGUGUUCAGGAAAAAUGUCAGGAAAUUGCUUCACCAAUAUGCGGAUGGUAUAACAAAUAGGAGGUUGUCAGCCCAGUUCUUUGGGUUAUGGUCUUAGACCCACAAUGGAGUUCGCAAGGCUUUAUGAUGUUGAUGAUGAUGGUGUUUGUCUAUCAAGAAGGUUAUUAAUGACUGUAUUGGGUAAUUAAAGAACAAUGAAAAUUAACUUAAUGUCUUCUUGAUAUGAGAUAGUUCCAAUGAGAAGUUUAAGAUUAGAGGAGCGAAAUUAAUUGGCCAUGCUAUACGCUGGUAUUCUUCUUUAUCGUCAUUAAUUUGUCUUUUCAGAAGUUAUUAUGGUUUGUUUUUCUUCUUCUCUGUGUUUUGCUGUUCUGGUUGUGCCACUUUUGUGAGUGCCAGAGGUUUCUUAUGUUUUUUUAUUCUCUGCUUUCAAUAUUUUAUCGUGCAAUCCAGGUUCAGAAAAUAGAUGUGCGAAGAUUCAUAGCAUUUAGAUGGCCUGUGUUUAUGCAUGAUUGCUUUCCACUUUAUGAUCUCAUCAUCACGCUUCAACUUAUGCUUCACCCUUUACUAGUGAAUACCCUGCAAAAAUUUAUCAAUGUUAUUUUUUAUAAGAAUUUACACAAAGAUACGACUCAUGUGUAAGGAUUCUAACUAGUUAAACAGUCAGUUUAACUGUUAUUUCUACUUCAAAUUGAAUAGUACAAGAGUUGCUGCAUUUUAUAUUUGUAUUUAAUUGCUAGUCUCCCAUUUCUCUUUCUAGGUGGAGAAUAAAGGUCAGCAGAUCGGCAACAAAGCAUUGGUAAACUUUUUCUCUUUAAAAUUAUGAAGCUAUGUUCUUUUUUUGCAGUUUUUUUAUUUCAUUGAAAUUAUGGCAGCACUCUAAUUUAUCUAUAUAUGCCAAUUCCUUUUGAUGUUUUUGCUUCAUUCCAUUUAACUGUUGUGUUACAGGUAAGGUGCGAGUAUAGCAUGGCCAAUUUCAGCACUGGAGACCGUGCAAGAAGACCAAAGGGUGAUAGGUGCAUUUUCCUCAGAAAUCAUUGAAAUAUUGUUCACGCUGUUCACUAUUAUGAAACAAGAUGAUCUUUAGUCAUUAAAGUUCUUAGCUUUUAAGAUACAAGAUCUUUCUACCUUCAAGCAAACUAAUUUUUGUGUAAAAGAGUAAAUAGAUUUCUUCUUUAUUCUAAUUUACUUUCCAGUGGAUGACAGUCUUCAUACUGAAUAUUUUAAAUGAACAUAUGCUACUAAAUUUUUGGGUAAUUUAUUGUUACAAUCAGAUUCAAAGAAUUAUAUAUCAUAUGAUGAGUUUCAUUUCAUUUAAAUGCUGUUUUGUAUGCUUAUUUGGUUAUUGGUGCCGCGAACUUGUUACAGCUUAAACUUGUUUUUAAGAGUUGAUAAGUCAUCUGUACUGUCUGGGGAACUAAUUUUUUAUAAUUUCAGUACUUGUCACAGUUCAGAACCUAGACGAAAAUGUCCAUAACAGAGACCUGAAGUAGGAAAUGAUAUAUUGGAAAAGAGGGUGGUGCUAAUUGGUUGGACGGGUAGUUUAAUGUGGUGCUAAAUGAGCGAACAUAGAUAAAACGAGUAGAUUACUGAUUGGAAGGAAAUUUACAUUGUUUGGGUUUAUGUACUGUCUUGUUACAAGAUAUUUCUGGAUGUGGAUCACAUGUAUAGUAUUUGAUUAAAAAGUAAUAAGCUAUAUUGAUGGGCCCUCUUACUCUUUGAUGGGUCCUUGGAGGUCAACCCUAGAAUACUAUACAUGUGAUCCACAUCUAAGAAGGCACGUGCCCUUUUUAAGAUGCUCUGCUUUUCUGAGAAUCAAUUGAUCUAAUUCGUUCUCACCCGUCUUCUGCAGUAUUAAAUGGAGACUUGGUUUCAACGCUUAGGAUUCCAAGAAUUAGUCUGUCUAUAUUGGAAAAGGAGAUACCUACAAAGUUUCCACCUCAGUGCAUAAGAAUGAUGUUCUCAUAGGAGUUAACUAGAGAGGGUGGCAACUGGUUGAGAACUAAUCAACAUGCUAACUUUCCAAAAAUACAACGUGAUGAAAUGAGAAACAACGAUACAGCAAAAAUUUCCAAAAAUUACUCAACAUACUAAACUUUCCAAAUGUAAUGUCUUCUUCACAUGCCAAAAUUUCUUCUAUAUCAAGCUUGCUCUUAAAAUGUAAAGAACACGAGAAAACAAGAGUAACAACUUACGAACUACUUUAGCAAGGUUACAGAAAUGAUUUAAGUGCAUCGGAAACUUUGUCUAUUGAUAGGCCUGAGCCUAUCAACCACAAUCGCGCUUUAGUUUGAGCAAGGGAUACAUGAAGAAAUCAGAACUUAGAGUCGUGAUAUCUUAGAUUUUUCCCUUUAUAUUAGGCUACUCUGCGCAGUGAAUCGUAUCUAAUACAAAGGACAAUUUAGUCGUUCCUUGAGAAAACUAUAGAUAGUUCCUGUCGAACCUCCUUGACUUUCUUGGAGCACUUGAGAAAGAAUCUGUGUGUUCAAGACGAGUGGAGUUUUUGAAUUAAAAAAAUGAGGAAUCAUAUUCUCCUUAUUCAACUGGUAUUUAUAGCAGACCCUCCCGGAAGGUUCUAGACACAUGAACCGUGAGACACUAAAGAGAUACACUGAGACACUAAAGGGAGGCACGUGAGAUGCAUUAAGUCGCGGUACUCCAACAGUUCCAAACAAGAAAUUUUGGGUUUUAAUUUUUUUCCUAUUUUUGGCUUCUUUUUAGGACAUUGUGGCUCUCUAAGUUUGCAUUUUUAUGCUUAUACUUAAUGUACAAAAUGAACACAAGUUAGUAUAAGAUUGUGUCUUUCACUAUCAUAAAAGACAGUUCGCGCUGUUCGACAGAAUAUUCGUUUGUUAUUGAUCAUUAUUAUAUUCAUAGUGUACGAAAAGUUCUGUAGAACCCUUCUCAAUUAUACUUUUGUCCUAUGGGCAUCACACGAGUAGUUUCCAUGGAUGAAUGUGAUCAUACGAAGGACUGGUGGCUUGGGCUCGUUACUAUGGCAACCCAUCUUGGGUCUUUCUGUCGGGGAUGACCAAAUUGUGCCUGGGAAACCGGUGAGUUGGGAAUCCAAACUGGUGAUAGUUCAAGAAAGGCAUGGUGAUCGGUAAAUCCCCUUCCAAAUCCAUAUUGUUUAAACCUGUUGAGAGACGCGGUACUUGGACUCGUCUGAUUCUAUUGUCGAGCAGGAUUGUUUGUAUCCGAUCCAAAUUGGGGAAAAUAUCAGAUCCCUACCCUAAAUAUUUUUUCAAUAGGCUGACAUGGAGCGAGUUGACGUAAAAAAAGUCUGAUUUUGGAGUGUGAUCGAUUGAUGUUUUGGUGAUUCUGACAACCUUAGACGUGAGAGAAUAAGGGAAAGGUAUGGCCGUAUUCCUUCUCCCUAGAAGAUGAUAAGGAGGUUGUUAUUUAUCUUUAUACAAAGGUCCUAAUGUGAAUCCUGUUGUACACUUUUUUAGUUUGUGAACUUAUAUAUAUUGUAGAAAAAUUGCGGGUAAACCUUACCCUUUUUUACCUGGAUCACUCUGUUCAAAUUGGAUCAGGUUGGACUUGUGGAUUGGGAUUCGAUCAGACCUGACGUGUCCAACUAUCCUAUCUGAUUCUAGAUCUAGUACAGAGAGAUGUCUGGUUGACACUGUUAGUCGUGAUCACUGACUCAGAUGAGGAAUCAUCUAGGUCAUUAAUGGUUCUUUCUCUGUGGCAUGGAUGAAAUCUUCAGUCAAAGUGAAAGAGGAAGAUAAAAUUCCGAGAAAUCUGUCUGGUUCUAUUCUGUGGUCAGCACCUCUGGCCUGGUCGGCUUCAUGCUUUUCUGCGUUCAUCAAUUUUACGAUACUGCAUCCACGUGCAAUUUUAUCAAAACUUUUCGUCCUUCUAGCUUUCAUUGUGUAUGAUUUUGGUCAGGAUAAUUUCUCUUUCCCCAGCGUUGAAAUAAAAGUCUGAUAUGGCUCUCGAAUAACCAACAAUGGAGUUAAGAAGGCCAAUGCAUAUGCAUAUAAUUGCCUCUUUUUUAGCUGAGUCUGGAACCUUAUCCAGCGGUGAUUCAUCACAAACGAUUGUUCCAUUUUACCUCUCUGUUCGCAUUUUAUUUAAUCAUUAUCCGCACAUUCUGAGAAGUCAAUGUCGUGCCAGUUUAACUUUUGUAAACCUGUGCAUGUGAUUGGGGGGAACCAUUCAAGUACAAUGACUAGUAAAGCCUCUCAAGGCAAAACUGCGGUGCUCAGUUGAUCAGGUGUGGUAGGCAUAACCAAAGUAGCAAGAUCCUUGACGAUUUUGCUUUCACAUUUUCUAACAAAGUGGGAUGUCACAUUUUGCUUCAUUUAUUGUCUGCUAAAACCCGAUGGCUAUGCCAGAUCCUAUUGAAUUCGAGGAAUUAAGGAAAUCAUCUCAUCGUUUGUUUGUUUAUAACCUCCUAUCUUUAGACUGAAAUGUAGUAACUCUUUGUGAUCAAAGAUAUUUCCUGAUCUGAUUGAUUUCUGUUUUAACAGACGUUCAACAGAAUUAUCUCUAGUCAUUCGGCAAACCAUGGAGGCCUGUAUUUUGACACAUUUGAUGCCACGAUCUCAGGUCUCCAGUGUGAUAUUCUUCUUCUAGUUUGGUAAAAAAACUGGGUACCAAUUUCUCUUAUGAUACCUCUAAUGUUUCAUACAGAUUGAUAUUUAUGUCCAAGUUCUCCAAGCUGAUGGUGGUAAACCGACUCUCUCUCUCUCUCUCUCUUUCUCUCUCUUGUGUAAUGUUCAUAAAAAUGCAGUAAAACUUUUAUCAGAUAUGUGAUGGGUUUUGACCAUUCCCAUUCGUUUAUACUACCAUUUGGGUUUCUACCGUUUACUCAACGUUGAACUCUUUUGUAAUAUUUCAUCCUUGUAGGGACGAGAUCGGCUUGCAUCAAUGCUGCAACACUGGCCCUUGCAGAUGCUGGGAUUCCAAUGUGUGAUCUUGUCACUUCAUGUGCCGCAGGAUAUCUCAACAGCACUCCCUUAUUGGGUUAAAAAUCCCUCUUUGAUCCUGCUAAAUUUAUCUCUUGCACAACCCAUAAUAAAUGCCUGAUUUUAUCAUGUCCAGACGUUCUCAGCCAUAAUAUUGUCUGCAGACUUGAACUAUCUGGAAGACAGUGCCGGUGGUCCAGACGUCACAGUAGGCUUGUUAUCAAAGCUAGACAAAGUGACCCUUCUUCAGGUCGUUGAUACGCCUCUUACAUGAAUGCUUGGCUGUAUGAUUCCAUGUGUUUCUGACUUGUUAUGUUAAUGCCAGAUGGAUGCGAAGCUACCGUUGGACAUAUUUGAAAAUGUCAUGCAACUUGCCAUAGAGGGAUGCAAGGCUAUAGCGAAUCUGAUUCGACAGGUAAUGUUUCUAUUUAUGGAUAGUAGUAGAGUGAAUCUCCUCUGCAUCACCCUCCUGGCGAGCAGAUUACAGCUUUGAAUGGUUUCAUGGGUUUUCUCGUACGAUUUUAUCAGUGGGUCAACCCCGACGCAGUCUUCAGAGCUGCCUGAUGGCUGAUCUUUCCCAAGUUUAGAAUUUUUUUUAUUUAUUUAUUUUUAUUUUUGAUUCAGGUGCUUCUCGAGAACACAAAAAAACUGGAAUAUCUACGGGGCACGUGA